Messenger RNA from Lactuca saligna, 5789 nucleotides. The record is from the annotation of a GenBank genome assembly. NCBI's taxonomy places the organism in Eukaryota, Viridiplantae, Streptophyta, Magnoliopsida, Asterales, Asteraceae.
CUCUCAAUCAUCCCAAUAAAGAUUAUUUUUUAACUUGGAAAACGAUCCUGUCAAUCAUCCCAAUCGUAGAGAGAUUCUUUUUUUCACUUUGGGAAAGUACUUUGAACUCAGUCCUCUCCGUGAAUCCUCAAUGUUCAUGCAAGUUUCUUCAAAAGUAAACCCUCUUUAAAACACAGCAAAAACGUACACUGGAUUGAUUCGUCGCACUACCUAGUGAUCGAUAUUUUUGCAGAAGUUUUACAAUAUUCGUCAGAUUUCUCGAGAAAAACAAACAACACACAUAUUCCGUGUCUUCCCCAAAAAAAACACACCAAAAUUAUUCUGAUUUGGGUUGCUAAUCAGUUGAACGGAAACAUGCAUUCCUCUGAGAUUUCAGGAAACCCAACAAACCCUUUGAAGAGAAGUUUUGAAACGAUGAUUUAUGAUUCAUCUAAUAGCCAACAACCCAGGCCCUCGGAAGACGUGAUUAUUCCCCAAACAAAUUUGUCACCCAGAGAGUAUCAGUUGGAUGUGUUUAAUGUGGCUAUGCGGCGUAAUACCAUAGCUCAUCUGGACACCGGCGCCGGAAAAACAAUGAUCGCCGUAAUGAUCAUCAAACAAGUUGCACUUUCUCUUAAAAAUCAACUAUCUGAAAAGAAACUGAUGAUCUUCUUGGCCCCAACUCGUAAUCUUGUUGAACAGCAAUGUAAGGUUCUUAGGGAAAACACAGAUCUUAUGGUUGAUUUUUACCAUGGGACUAAAGUGGGUGUUGGUAAAAAUAUCGAUGGAAAGAAGGUUGAUGAAUGGGAUGCUUCCAUUUGGGAACACGAGACAAGUAAAAAUCAAAUAAUGGUUAUGACUCCUCAAAUUUUGUUGGAUUCCUUGAGGAAUGCGUUUGUGAACUUUGAAAGAAUAUGUUUAUUGAUUAUUGAUGAGUGUCACCGAGCUACUGGUAAUCAUCCUUAUGUAACCAUAAUGAAGGAAUUUUAUCUCAAAGCUGUUGACAAGCCAAAAGUAUUUGGCAUGACUGCAUCCCCUGUAACUAAAAAAGGUGUCUCUUCGACUGAAGACUGUGAAGCACAAAUGACAAUGCUUGAAAGCAUGUUGGAUUCUCGGGUUUACACAAUAAGAAACAGGACAGAGCUGGAGAAUGUCACCCCAUCUGCCUCACAUUCCUAUUGUUUCUAUGAGCCAUCUAAGGUUUCUCAUUCAGAACUAAAAGCUAAACUGGAAUCCUCAAGAUUUAAGUUUGAAGCACAACUGCUGGAGUUGCAAGUGUCGCUACAAAGUAAUUACAAAGAUACCGAUGAAAAACAUGAAAUUCUAAGAAAGAGGUUGUCUAAUGAUUACACUAAGGUUGUUUAUUGUCUUGAUGAGUUGGGGCUUUUGUGUGCUUAUGAGGCUGUUAAAAUUUGUAUAGAGCAUGCCCCCAAAGCUGUAGAAGAAUGUGAUUUUUUUCAGAAAAGCUGCUCACAAUGUUUUUAUUUCCUUGAGGAAGCUUUGUCUAUCAUUGGGGAAUCUUUGCCAAAUGGCCAUGAACAUAUAUUUGAUGCUGGAUGUGAUUAUAAGAACAUGGUUGCAGCUGGUUAUAUCUCACCAAAACUAUAUCAAUUCUUGCAACUUUUCCUGUCAUUUGGGGAAGCUACACAAGUAUUAUGCCUUAUUUUUGUAGAAAGAAUUAUAACAGCUAAAGUCAUUGACAUAAUCUUGAAGAGAGUUGAAGACUUGUCUCAUUUGACUGUUUCAUAUUUGACUGGUAGUGCAACAUCCGUUGAUGCAAUGUCUCCAAAACUGCAAAAGGAGACUCUUGAUUCUUUUCGCUCUGGGAAGGUGAAUCUACUAAUUGCUACGGAUGUUGUUGAAGAAGGGAUUGAUGUGCCAAAAUGUUCAACUGUCAUCCGUUUUGAUAUCACAAAAACAGUUCGUAGCAAUGUCCAAUCACGUGGAAGGGCUCGUCAAACCAACUCCAAGUUCAUCAUCAUGCUUGAGAGGGGAAAUGCAAAGCAAAGGGAGCAUGUUUGUGAUAUCAUUCGAAGUGAACAGACCAUAAUGGAAAGUUCCAAAAAAAGAGACCCCAACACAGGCGUUGUAGAGCCAUGCAACUUCAAAGAAACAGAAGCUUACUUUGUUGAGGCAACAGGAGCUUCAGUCACUGCAGAUUCUAGUGUUAGCCUCAUUCAUAGAUAUUGCUCAAAACUCCCUGGCGACAAGUUUUACACACCCAAACCAGAUUUCCAAUUCUUACUGGUGGAGGAUUCAUACGAGUGUAAAAUGACUUUACCUCCCAAUGCUGCAUUUCAAACCAUAACGGAUCCUUCAAGAGAUAUCACAUCUGCUAAAAAGACUAAAGAACAAUCCUCUGGUGCAGGGACUACAAAGAGGAAGGAGCUACAUGGAACCACACUCAUUCGUGCACUAUCAGGGACUUGGGGAGACAAAACUGAUGAUGGGGCAAAUUUUUUUGCUUACAAAAUCAUUUUCUCAUGUAGUGUUGUCGAUGUGCAAUAUUCAAGUUUCGUUCUUUUGGUUGAAUCUAAACUAGAGGAUGAUGUUGGCAAUAUUGAAAUUGAACUGUUUUUGGUUUCAAAAUUUGUGAAAUGCACUGUUUCUUCAUCUGUGGAGUUGCAUCUCAAUGGAGAGCAGAUAUCAAAAGCAAAGUGUUUCCAAGAAGUAUUCUUCAAUGGUAUAUUUGGGAAGUUGGAUAUCGGAUCCAAACAAACAACAUUGUGGAGCUCAUCAUACAUUUACUUGUUGUUGCCUUUGGAAUCAGUAGAACCUUUAACAAUCAAUUGGAAGACAAUUGACUCUAGUGUAUCCGCUGUUGACUUCAUCAAGUCUCGUAAUGACAUAAGUGAAGUGAAGAGUUUGGAUUUAGUCAUGACUGAUUCCAAUCACACAGAGAUUGUUCACUUUGCAAACAAAUCUGUUCAUAAAGAUAACAUAAAGGACCUUGUAGUUUUGGCUUUUCACACUGGGAAAAUCUACACAGUUCUCGAGGUGCUUGAAAAUGAAACCGCAGAUAGUCCUUUUGAUGGAAAUAGGUUUUCAUCAUUCACUGACUAUUUUGACAAGAAGUAUGGAAUUGCUCUACUACACCCAGCACAACACAUGGUGCUGCUAAAGCAAAGCCAUAAGGCACAUAACCUUCUUGUGGACUUCAAUAAUGAAGGUAUUUUACAUGGAAAGAAGAUACGUUCUGAGAGUUGUAAGGUGAAUACAGAGAGGCAGAGAUACAAUGCUCGCAUACCACCUGAACUUUUAGUUGUUAUUGAUGCAAGACUUGAUGUUGUGAAACCUUUUUAUUUGCUACCUUCAUUCAUGCAUCGCCUUGAGUCCUUGAUGUUGGCUAGUCAGCUUCGUCAACAGAUCACUUCCCAUUCUACUGACAUACAUGUCUCCAGCUCAUUGAUUUUAGAAGCCAUCACGACUCUUCGAUGCAAUGAAAGUUUCUCCAUGGAACGAUUGGAGUUGCUUGGUGAUUCAGUGCUGAAAUAUGCAGUCAGUUGUGAUCUUUAUCUGAAAUACCCAAACAAACAUGAAGGACAGCUGUCUUCUCGGAGAUCAUGGCAAGUUUGUAAUUCCACCUUGUACGAUUUGGGAAUCGGCGUCCAUUUACAGGGUUUCAUAAGAGACAGUGCGUUUGACCCUACUCGAUGGACAGCGCCAGGUCAGCAUCCUUCAAGACUUUACCCGUGUGAUCAUGGCAUCGAGACGACAGAUGUGCCAAUCGACAGCAAAUACCAGAGUGAAGAUACGAAAACUUUACUUGGAAAGUGGUGUGAUGUGGGCCACAGGUGGAUGGGGUCAAAGACAGUGUCGGACUGUGUUGAGGCCCUGGUGGGAGCUUAUUAUGUGGAAGCUGGUUUGACCGGAGCUCUUCACUGUAUGAAAUGGUUGGGUCUGAGUUGUGAGCUUGAUGAAUCGCGCAUCAAUGAAGCCAUUAAAAUGGCUUCACUUCAUGCAUACACCCCAAAACUUCAAGUGCUUGAGUGUGUAGAGUCGAAGAUUGGGUAUGAAUUUGUGGUGAAGGGUUUGUUAUUGGAAGCCAUCACUCAUGCUUCAGGUCAAGAGCAAGGAGUUGGAUACUGUUAUCAGAGGUUGGAGUUUCUUGGGGACUCAGUGUUGGACAUACUGAUUACAUGGUAUCUGUACAAAAAACACAAAGAUAUUGAUCCUGGAGAACUAACGGAUCUACGUUCGGCAUCGGUUAAUAAUGAAAAUUUUGCAUAUGCUGCUGUCAGACGCAACCUUCAUCACCACCUUCAGUAUCGCUCUGGCUUUCUCAAAACUCAGAUUGAAGAGUAUGAGAAAUUUGUGGCCACCUCUUCCACUGAUACAAACUCUCUCCAAACCAAGAAAUCCCCUAAGGCACUUGGUGACCUGGUUGAGAGCAUUGCUGGGGCCAUAUUACUUGAUACCAAGCUCAAUCUUGAUGAAGUUUGGAGAAUCUUUGAGCCAUUAUUAUCUCCAAUUGUAACACCGAAUAAACUUGAGCUUCCUCCUCUACGUGAGUUGAUGGAAUUAUGCGACUCAAUGGGUUAUUUCACUAAAGAAACUUGUAGAAGCAAUGGCGAUAUGGUAAUUUCUGAGCUAAGGUUGCAGCUCAAAGACGCCCUGUUGGUUGGUAAUGGAACAGGUCAAACCAGGAAAGUUGCAAGGGGUCAAGCUGCUCUUCAAUUGUUAAAACAGCUAGAGAAAAGAGGGAUUUUGAGGAAGGAUAAUCAAGAUGGGGAAAGCGAUAAUGAAAAGAAUAAGAAAAAUGAGACAACCCCAUCAAAGAUAAGUCCUAAUAAGGAUGCUAAGAUAGCUCUGUUUGAUCCUCAGCCAUCAAUGAAGGAGGAAUUAGGAUCUAAUUCCAAGGUUGAAAUCCCAGUGAUAGAGUGUAUCAACAUGAAGAAAGGAGGACCAAGGAUUGCACUUUAUGAGCUGUGCAAGAAAAUGCAGUGGCCCAUUCCCAAUAUCACAGCAUCAGAACAAAGAUCAAUAUCUCUGGUUGAAAUUGGGGAAGGGGUUGAGAAAAGAACAGGGUUUAAUACCUUCAAGUCACAUAUCAGCUUGACUAUUCCUGAUUAUGGUGUUAUACAACUCACGGGGGACCCACGUGCAGAUAAGAAGACUUCUUUUGAUUCUGCUGCCUUACUCAUGCUCUAUGAGCUCCAACGACUCAGAAAGCUCAAAAUUGGCUAGAAGAAUGAAAGUGGACAUGUUUGUAGAUAAAUAAAUAAAUAAAUAAAAGGAUUUAAUGGGGAAAACUUGCUUUCUCUCAUAUUUUCAGUAUUAAGUCAAAAAUAAACAUCCAUACAUAAUACAUAGCUUACUAGAAUAACUCUUGUUCUCAUAAAUGAGGUCAAUUUGGAACAAGUACUAUGAUCUGGUCAACAACUCGUAGACAUUUUUAUUGUGGUCCCCAGAUACACGCUUGAGCAUCUGAAACCUUCUUCGACUCCCUAAGAAGUCAAUGCGUUUGACUUCUACAACUUCUUUGGUGGAGUAGUUUGACCGUAGUUGUUCAGCAUGUCUAGAAUCGGUGUGGAUGGCUAACUCUAUCUCGGAUGUUGACAUGUUCUCCUAACAACAACAAAUGCUGAAUAGUGAGUUUUAAGCAAUGAGUUGACUCAGUCUUAAUUGUUGGGUAGAGAAAAGUGUUUACUUGAUAAAAGGAGUAGAUGUGAUGUAAUAGUUGCCAACAUGUGAAGCCUGUGUUGUUGAAGAACGUCCUCGAAUACGGGCCCAUCUCCCCAAACCGGUCCACCGGAAACAAUAUUGUAAUGAAAUGGUUUCCAAAAAUCAACUCAUUUUUUUCCCUGCAC